UUUUUUUUUAAACAACUCAUAUCUUCUUCCUCUUUUACAUAAACACAAUCCCCAAAUGUGUCACUCUGCCCAAUAAAACUAGAAAACAAAAUAUGACACAAUCAAAUUUUGUUAAUAUGAAGUUCUCUCUAGCUCCAACUCUUGUUCUUCUUGUCCUUCUCCUCUUUUACCAACAUCACUCAUCAUCUCCAAACCUAAACGCAAACGUUCUCUCUUCAUUCGUCGAUGCUACUACAUCCAUCGUUGCCCCGUCUCCUUCACCAUCCAUGUCCAUGGAGUUUAGUAUCGCCUCAUCAAACUUCACCUUAAUUUCGAGUCCUCAACCUCAAAAUAAAGAAAAGAAGAGGAACAUAAUCGAGGAAGGUUUAGCGAAAUCAAGAGCGGCCAUACGUGAAGCCGUGAGGUUGAAGAAGUUUUCAUCGGGCAAGGAAGAAACUUUUAUUCCUCGUGGAGCCGUUUACAGAAACGCUUACGCAUUUCAUCAAAGCCAUAUAGAGAUGGAGAAGAAAUUCAAAGUGUGGGUGUACAGAGAAGGUGAGACACCUUUAGUACAUAUGGGUCCAAUGAACAACAUAUACAGCAUUGAAGGCCAAUUCGUGGACGAGAUCGAGAGAGGCAUGAGCCCGUUCGCGGCUAGCCACCCUGAGGAGGCACACGCCUUCCUCCUCCCCGUCAGCAUCGCCAACGUUGUCCAUUACUUAUAUCGCCCACUUGUUACCUACUCGAGGGAACAACUUCACAAUGUUUUUCUUGACUAUGUCAAUGUUGUGGCUCACAAGUAUCCUUAUUGGAACAGAAGCCUUGGAGCCGACCAUUUCUUCGUUUCUUGCCAUGAUUGGGCACCAGACGUCUCAGAAUCGAACCCGGAGCUGUUGAAAAACAUGAUAAGAGUUCUCUGCAACGCCAACACAUCAGAAGGUUUCAAACCCCAACGAGACGUCUCAAUCCCGGAGAUCAACAUCCCCAGUGGAAAGCUGGGACCACCUCAGUUAUCCAACUCUUCCGGCCAUGACCGACCCAUCCUUGCUUUCUUCGCAGGCGGCUCACACGGCUAUAUCCGCAAGAUUCUACUGCAGCAUUGGAAAGACAAAGACGAGGAGGUCCAAGUCCACGAGUACUUGGCCAAAAACAAAGAUUACUUCAAGCUCAUGUCCACGGCAAGGUUUUGUCUCUGUCCUAGUGGCUACGAAGUAGCUAGCCCUCGAGUUGUUGCAGCUAUUAACUUAGGUUGCGUCCCUGUCAUCAUCUCUGAUCAUUACGCCUUGCCCUUCUCAGACGUUCUUGAUUGGACUAAGUUCACCAUUCAUGUUCCCUCUGAGAAGAUCCCUGAGAUAAAAACCAUACUAAAGAACGUGUCUUGGAGACGCUACAGGGUCUUGCAGAGAAGGGUUUUGCAGGUCCAGAGACAUUUCGUGCUCAACAGACCUUCACAACCGUUUGACAUGCUUCAAAUGCUUCUUCACUCUGUUUGGUUGAGAAGACUUAACGUAAGGUUGCCUUUGUGAUUCUACAUACUCUGUUUUAGGGGGG
This is a messenger RNA of Camelina sativa (false flax), 1530 nucleotides long. Its product is annotated as putative glycosyltransferase At5g20260. NCBI's taxonomy places the organism in Eukaryota, Viridiplantae, Streptophyta, Magnoliopsida, Brassicales, Brassicaceae. The record is from RefSeq and is a predicted model, not a curated record. Gene Ontology annotation, molecular function: glycosyltransferase activity.